UUUCAUUCUUCCAGCAGAUGUCGCUGCACUCGACACACCUGUAUCAGGUGAAGAUUGCGGGUGGAAGCCAUUUAUUGUGACAGUCUGUAAACUUUUCAACUGAUUAUUGCAGUGCACUACUUUGGCAAUAUUAAUUCGCGAGAAAUUUCGGACAAUCAAAGUGAAACCGGUUUUGUGGAUCGAAUUAGUCGCGGCCUGUGUGCUGUUUGAUGGAUCUGAGACACAAAUGAUUAGAUGUCGGUGAUGGAUGUACAGAAUUUCGAGAAGGGUCGCAUCAAGGCCCUUCAGGAUGAGAGAGUCUAUAUACAGAAGAAAACCUUCACCAAAUGGGCUAAUGCCUUUCUGGAAAAGGCCCGUCUUGAAAUCAAAGACUUAUUCACAGACUUAGCUGAUGGCAAGAUUUUGAUGAAACUCCUGGAAAUCAUCUCUGGGGAACAUCUUGGGAAACCAAACAAAGGGCUUAUGAGAGUACAAAAAGUGGAAAAUUUAAGCAGAUGUUUGAAAUUUUUAGCUACAAAGGUAUAUUUUGAGAACAUUGGAGCUGAAGACAUUGUAGAUGGAAACCCUCGUCUCAUUCUAGGUUUGAUUUGGACCAUUAUUCUGAGGUUCCAGAUCCAAGAGAUCGAAAUUGAAGUGGAUGAAGAAUCUAGUGAGAAAAAGUCAGCUAAAGAUGCCCUCCUGCUUUGGUGUCAGAGGAAAACUGCAGGGUAUCCUGGAGUUCAGAUCACAAAUUUCACAGGCAGUUGGAGAAAUGGACUGGGAUUUAAUGCUCUUAUUCAUGCUCAUAGACCAGACCUGAUAGAUUACGAUGCUUUACACCCUGAUGAUCACAUUGGAAACCUUAAUAAUGCCUUUAACAUAGCAGCCAAUGAGCUAGGAAUCCCUAAGAUUCUGGAUGCUGAAGAUGUGGAUGUCAAGCGCCCAGAUGAGAAAUCCAUUAUUACUUAUGUUGCCUCAUAUUAUCAUUAUUUUGCCAAAAUGAAGAGCGAAAUGACUGGAGGAAAGAGAAUAGCAAAGAUUCUUGGACUGAUGAAGGAUGUUGAGAAGAUGGUGGAUGACUAUGAGACCUUGACCUCUAGUCUGUUAGAAUGGAUACGGUACACCAUCCAGCACCUGAAUGACAGAAACUUCCCCAACUCCCUGGAUGGAGUACAGAAGGAGCUGGGAAAAUUCAAAACAUACAUAACUCGGGAAAAGCCACCAAAAUACAGAGAGAGAGGAAACAUAGAGGCCCAGUUUUUUAACAUUCAAGCCAAACUGAAGGCUAAUGGACAGAAACUGUACACUCCUCCGGAGGGCCAGCUGAUACAUGACAUAGAGAGUGCAUGGAUUCGUCUGGAGAAAGCUGAGCAUGAACGAGAGGUGGCACUCAGAGAUGAAAUGAUCAGACAAGAACGUCUUGAACAAUUGGCUGAGAGAUUUCAGAGAAAGGCUGAGAUUCGGGAGUCCUGGCUCAAUGACAUGAGUAUGAUCUUGGAAGAGAAUAUUGUGGCUAACAACUCCGCUCAAGCAGAGGCAGCCAUUAAAAAACAUGAGGCUAUCAGUGCGGAAAUCCUGGCCAGGGAAGACAGAUUCCAGUCAUUAAACAGUUUGGCCAGAGAACUUGUGGAGGGAAACUAUCAUGCCAAAGAUCAAGUUAAAGUCAUAGAUCAAACAAUAAUGAAGAAAUGGCGAGAAUUAUUAGAUAAAUUGGAGGGGAGAAAAAACUUACUCUCUGGCUAUAAGAACACAAUGAAUAUGUUCAGAGAAAUUGAGAACAUUCAGGAGGAACUAACUGAAAUUGAGUCCAAAUUGACAGUUAAAGACACAGGUAAACACCUGCAGGCUACUGAGGAUUUCCUACAGCAGCAUAGUUUACUGGAAACACAGCUAAAAUCCCUGUCCAAGAGAGUCAGAAACCUCAAUAGGAGGUCCAAACAGAUAGAACCAAGCCACCAGGAGGGAGGAGUCCUAGAAAAGAGGCUAGAGGACCUCAAUAAAGACCUUGAUAGGGUGAAUGGUAAGAGUGAAGACAGGAAGAAGGCCCUGGAGGUAGUGAAGAAGUAUUACCAGUUCCUACAGGACGCCGAGGAGGAGGAGAGGUGGGCACAGGAGAGGAUCGAUCACUGUCGCUCCACCAAUACUGGAAAAGACCUUAAUGCUGCACUGAUACUGCUCAAAAAGCAUGAGGCUUUAGAGGCAGAGAUGCAUGGCCGUUGGCCUCGUUGUGAAGCAAUCUGUGCCACUGGCCAGGACCUGGUAAACAGUGGUCAUGGGGCUCGUGCUGAAAUUGGGACAAAAAUUAAUAACCUCAUGGACAAGUGGAAAUUACUACGAGAACUAGCAGCUCUGAGAAGGACCAAAAUUGAAGAUGGAAUAGAAGCACAUCAGUACUAUGCUGAUGCCAAUGAAGCUGAGCUUUGGAUGAAGGAGAAAAUGCCUCUGGUUACGAGUGAUGACUAUGGAAGGGACGAAAUGGGGUCAAAGGCCUUGCUCUCAAGACAUAAUCGCUUGGAGGGAGAAAUUCGCAGCUUCAGGACAGAGAUCAAACGUUUGGAAGAAUUGGCUCAGCUGAUGACCAAGGCUGCUACAGAGCAUAAUAUUUCCCCAGAGAAAUUUAUGCCUCAAGAAAAUGGAGACAAAUCAGACGAGGAGCUUGUGGAGGAGGUGAUUGAGGUUCCUCAUGAGGUCGAGGUAGAGGAAAUUCGGGAACGUGAGGUCAUGCAGGAUGUUGUGGAAACCCGCAAAAUUCCACAGGUCAAGGCCAUGUAUGCCUACAAGGGACAGGGAAUGAAGAUAGAGAAAGCAGAGGUUCUUCUCUUAGUUCAGAGAACAAAUUCAGACUGGUGGCAAAUCAGAAAAAUGGAUGGAACAGAAGGAUUUGUACCAGCAAAUUAUGUCAAAGAAGUAGAACCAAAAGUGACCCAGAAGGUUGUCCGCCGUCCAACCAAAGUCCCAGAGAAGGUCCUAGUCAAGAAAACUGUAAUGAAAAAGGAGGUUGUUCAAAGGAAAAAAGAAAAACCUAGCAAAUUAAGAAGAGCUCCCUCAGUGCGAUCAAAGGCAAAUCUGCAUUUUGACAAGGAUAAUGUGGACAAACGGCAGAAACAGAUAAAUCUUACCUACAAUAAACUUGUUAAAUUAGCUCAGGCACGACGCAUAGCAUUAGAAGAUGCCAUGAGAUUAUUUAAAUUCUUCAGAGAAUGUGAUGAAUUUGAAAGUUGGAUGAAGGAAAAGGAAGUCCUCCUUACCAGUAAGGAAAGUUUGUCUGAUAAUGUGGAAGCCGUCAAAAAGAAGUUUGAGAAUUUACUGACCAAUCUUGCUGGGAACAAGGGGCGUCUGGAUGAAAUUAAUGGUUUGGCUGAUGAGAUUGUCAAGUCUGGAAGUGGUCAGAGCAAACAGGUCCAAGUCCGGCAGAAAGAAAUCAACGACAGAUGGAAUCGUUUGAUGAAAUUAAAAAUGGAGAAAGAGAAAAACUUACAGGGAGCUUCAAGCAUUGAGAUGUUCCAGUCCACAUGUAACGAGCUUGCUGAUUGGAUAAAGGAAAAGGAUAAUACGUUGUCCUCGGAUGAUAUUGGAAAAGACAUGAAAGGAAUCGAGGCAGCCCUACGGAGACACACAAAUUUAGAAAGAGAAUUGGUGCCAGUGGAGGAUAAGAUGAAAAGAAUGAACUUCUUGGCUGAUUCUGUGAGAGCAUCUUAUCCAGAUGAAAAGGAUUAUGUUGACCAGAGACAGAAAGAACUACAGGACCUCUGGAACUCAUUACAGGAUAAAGCUGCCCAGAAAAGAAGACGAUUAGAAGACUCAGAAGAAGUGCAAAAGUUCAACAUUGAUGCCAAAGACUUGGGUAUGUGGACAAGUGCUACUAAAGCCAAGCUCCAGAAUGCUGAGAUGCCCAGAGAAUUACAGACAGCUGAAAUCAUGAUCCAGGAACAUCAAGACUUAGGAGAGGACAUCAAAGCUCACAAACCCAAGUUUGAGGAUAUACGCGUUUUGGGCAGCAGUAUUUUAGACAAAGACCCUGAUGCUUCUGAUGUUGAAAAUAAACUUAAAAAGCUAGGUGAGGAUGAGGAAGUGAUUGACAGAAUGUGGGCUGACAGAAAUCUACAACUCCAGCAUGCUUAUGAACUACAGUUUUUCAACAAAGAGGCUGACCACAUUGAUUCUGUGUCCAGUGGUCAUGAGAAGUUCUUGGACUUUGCUAACCUUGGGGAAACGGUGGAUGAUGUUGAAACUUUGUUCAAACGUCAUGAAGACUUUGAGAACACGUUGCUUGUACAAGAUGAAAAACUGAAGGACUUGGAUGAGAUGGCAGACAAAAGGAUUGCAGAAGGACAUCCUGAUAAAGAUCAUAUUGACAAGAGGAGAAAUGAGGUGCUGGAGAGGAGACAGAAAAUAAAGGAGCGGGCAGCAGACAGACACAAUGCUCUGUUGGCAGCACAAGGAUUCCAGGAGUUCAAGAGGGACGCAGACGAGCUUUCGGAUUGGAUAAAAGACAAAUACAAGACAGCUACAGAUGAGUCAUACAGAGAUUUGGCAAACCUUCACGAGAAGCUGAAGAAACAUCAGGCAUUUGAGGCAGAAAUUAAAGCAAAUAAUGAACGACUUCAAGACUUAAAUGAUAGAGGAGAUGGGAUGGUUAAGGAUGAACAUUAUUCAUCUCCAGAGAUCCAAGAAAUCCUCCAGGACCUCAAUACUCAGUGGAAGGACAUGUGUGACAAAGCCAAAGAUAAAGGGAACAAACUCCAGCAAGCAGCUGACCAGUCAACUCUUAAUAAGGCACUGGCUGAUGCACAGGCCAAAUUGGAUGAAAUGGAGAAAUCUGUGGCAAACCCCGACCUUGGAUCUGACCUUCGUGGAGUCAAGGACUUGUUGAAGAAGCAUCAGAACUUGGAAAAUGAAUUGGGGGUUCUUUCUGAUCAGAUCUCAUCCAUUGUCUCACAGGGACAAGCGCUGGCACAGUCCGGACACUUUGAUAAAGCCAACAUCCUCAGAGCUGUGGAGGAUUUCAACAGCAGAUUUGGGAAGCUGAAGCCAGCAGUAGAAAAAAGGAAGAACAAGUUGCAGGAUUCGCUGCACUUCUUCCAGUUUAAGUUUGAUGUGGAUGAAGAAGUCCAGUGGAUUAAGGAGAAACUACCUGCAGCUGCUUCUACAGACUAUGGAAAGAGUUUGGUAGAUGCCCAGAACCUCCAGAAAAAACACCAGAAACUUGACCUGGAGAUUAAUGGUCACCAUCCCAUUGUGGAGAGGGUGUUAGCUACAGGGGAGAAACUGAUUGACCAGAAACACUAUAAUGGAAAGCAGAUAAAGGACAAAUGUCAGGAACUCCAGGUGUCCUGGGAUGACCUCCUGAAUAAGAGUAAGAUCCGGAAAAAGAAUCUGGAUCUCUCUGUCCAAAUCCAGAAGUAUUUGAAUGAUGUUGAGGAGUUGGAGAACUGGAUCAAUGAUAAAAUGGCCCUGGCCACCAGUACAGACUACGGCAAGGAUGAGAACUCGUCCGACAAACUUCUGACAAAGAAUAAGGUAUUGGAGACAGAUAUUCAGACAUAUCAGGGAAUUGUAACAGGACUUGGUAAAGAGGCUCAGAGGUUGUUUAAAAUUGGAUGUCAGGAUCCAGCCACUCUACGCAAAGCACAAGACAAUCUCCAGGACCAUUUGAACAAGUUGAAGCGACUUGCUGCAGAGCGGACCCAUGAAUUGGAAAUGUCCAAAUGGCUGCAUGCUUACAACAGAGAAAGCAGUGACUUUGAGGAGUGGAUUGACGACCAGAUGCAGCUAGCCGCCUCUGAAGAAUAUGGAUCUGAUUAUGAACAUCUUGUUAUACUAAGAAACAGGUUUGAGGAAUUCAAACGAACCGUGGAAGCUGGAACAGAGAGAUUUAACAGGUGUGAGAGACUUGCUAAAUGGCUGCUGGAAGAUAAGACACAGUAUGAAGACCAAGUUAAAGAGAGACAAGCACAUCUCAGGGAGAAAUGGAACCAGCUGUUGGAACAGAUAGAGAACCGAGACCAGAAGAUGUAUGGUGCUGGAGAGAUUCACAGAUUUAAUCGUGAUGUUGAGGAAGCUCUCACAAGAAUUCAGGAGAAAUAUGCCAGUAUACCUGAGGAUCAGGGAAGAGAUCUGUUUGCCACUCAGAGCUAUCUCAAAAAGCAUGAAAGAUUUGAGAAUGAACUGGUGGCAUUAGAAGCUCAGUUACAAGUCUUGAUAGAAGACUCCACCAGACUUCAAGAAACUUACCCUGGGGAGAAUGCUGAACAGAUAGAGCAGCUUCAGGCUACAGUGGUAGAGAACUGGGGGAUUUUACAGGACAGAGCUGCUCAGAGAAAAGAGGAACUCAUUAAUACCAUGGACCUACACAGAUUCCUGGCAGAUGUGAGAGAUCUCAUGAGCUGGGCCAAUGAGAUCGAGCAGGAAAUGAAAUCUGACAAGACGGCUCGAGAUGUGUAUGGGGUGGACAUGAUUAAGACCCGACAUGAAGAACUGAAGGCAGAGAUUGAGGCUCGGGCAGAGACUUUCACCACCAUUGUACAGACAGGAGAGGAGAUGAUCAACAAUGACCAUUAUGCCAAGACAGAGAUUGAAGAGAAGGUGAAGUUGGUAGCUGACACUCAGGAUAGACUGAGAAAGGUAUGGGAUGAGAAGAGAGACUUCUACGAUCAGCUGUAUGAUCUUCACACCUUCCUCAGGGAUGCCCAGCAACUGGAUACCAUUAGCUCAUCACAAGAGGCAUACUUGGCCAGUUGUGAGUUUGGUAGUACUGUGGAUCAAGUUGAAGCUCUCAUUAGGAAGCAUGAAGCCUUCGACAGAGUCCUGGAAGUGCAAGAAGAUAAGUUGGAAGCAUUGUCUGCCAAUGGUUUGAAUAUGGUGGAAGAAGGACAUUUUGAAGCACCUAUUAUCAAACAGACUAUUGAUGACGUCACAAAAAGGAGAGCUAAUCUGAGAGCUCAGAGCAAAGCAAGAGGAGAGAAACUGGAAGAUUCACUUUUGUAUGCUCAAUUCAACAGAGAUGUUGCAGAGGCUGAAGGGCUGAUUGAUGACAAGUUGAAGGUGGCUUAUGAAGAUGACUUCCAGGAUGUGACAGACCUGCAGGACAAGAUUAAGAAACUGCAAAAACAUCAGGCUUUUGAGGCAGAAAUUUUGGCCAAUACUGACCAGAUCAAUAAAAUUAAAGAGCAAGGAGAUGUUUUACUGGAGAAGAAACAUCCAGAAUCAGAUGAUGUAAGACGAAGCCUACAGAGACUGACCUCCAAGUGGAACGAGCUCCUACAAGCCUCCAACAACCGUGGUAAAGGUCUGGUAGAACUGAAAGACAUCCUUAUGUUCAACGAACAAGUGGAUAAAGUGGAAAUGUGGAUGAGAGAAAAAGAAGCUCUGGUGAGUGCAGGAGACAUGGGACGAGACUAUGAACACUGUCUAGAACUUCAGAAAAAAGCCAAUGAUCUGGAGUCAGCAGGUAUCACUGUGGAUGAUAGGAGGAUAGCAGGGAUUAAUGCAUUGGCAGACAAAUUAAUAUCUCAGGGAAGAACAGACACAAAUGCUGUAAAGGAGAAACGCAAUAAUCUCAAUCAAAAAUGGAAAGGAGUAAAUGCUGAUCUGGAACACUAUAAGGAGAGCCUAUCCUGUGCCCUAGAAAUCCACUCCUUUAACCGAGAUGUGGACGAGAUGUUGGACAGAAUCAAUGAGAAGGCUCUGUUAUUGUCCAGUGAAGACCUUGGGAAGGAUUUGUCCAGUGUGGAGGCCCUCCAAAGGAAACAGGAGGAGGUCGAAAGGGAUAUGACAGCCUUACAGAAUCAGCUGGAGAAAAUGGAGGCUUUGGAAAGUAAGUUAUGUAGAAAAUACCCAGACAAGGCUGAUGCUAUUCACCAGAAACAGCAAGAGGCUCAGGACAACUGGGAAAAAUUGGAGGAACUGGCUGACAGCAGGAAACAGAAACUGUCUGACUCUUAUCAACUACAGAAGUUCCUUUCUGAUGCCAGGGAACUGGUUUCCUGGUCCACUGAGAUGGUGCAAAGAAUGAAUGCAGGAGAAUUGGCUAAAGAUGUUCCGGAGGCUGAAAGUCUUCUUCAAAUUCACCAUGAACGCAAGGCAGAAAUAGAAGGCAGAAAGUCCCACUUUGCUGCCGUGCGUGAGCAUGGUAACAAGCUGGUAGAGAAGAAACACUACUCUUCGGAAGAAAUCCAGAAAACUAUUGGUCAGUUAGACCACACCAAAUUAAUGCUGAAUGCUGCCUGGGAGAAACGGAACCACCUUCUCACUCAGUGCCAUGAUCUCCAGGUUUUCAAGGAGACCGCUGAACAGGCUGAUGCAUGGAUUUCUUCCAAAGAAGUCUUCCUUGCCAAUGAAGAUUUAGGAAAUAAUUUACACAGUGUAGAAACACUUCAAAAGAAACAUGAUGGAUUUGUGAGGACAACAAAAAAACAGGUGGAUAAAAUUGAAGACUUGAAACAAUUUGCAGAGAAUCUGAAAAGCCAAGAUCAUUAUGCAUCUAGUGAGAUUACUGAUAGGUGCCAGGAAGUUGUGAGUCGGUGCAAUGCUUUCUGGGAUCAUUGUGCAGCAAGAACAAAGAAACUGAAUGAUUCUAGGAACUACCAGUUGUUUUUGAGGAAUUUAUAUGAAGUAACAGGAUGGAUAAAUGAAAAGCUGCAGGUGGCGUUAGAUGAGUCUUACAGAGAUCCUACCAAUCUACAGGCCAAGCUCCAGAAACACCAAGCAUUUGAAGCUGAAGUCACAGCAAACAGAAACAGAGUAGACGCUGUAGUUGAGGAAGGUAAAGGACUAGUUGAUAAGGAUCAUUAUGCAAAAGCAGACAUUCAAAAACGUCUGGAGGAGUUGGAAUUAAGCUGGGAAGCUCUAAUGGCAGCCAGUGCUGAGAAGAAAGACAGACUACAGGAUGCCUAUCAGGCUCUUAUGUACAAUCGAGUUGUAGAUGACCUAAUGUCAUGGAUGGAUGAUGUCGAAUCCCAGCUUAUGUCAGAGGAUCAUGGGAAGGAUUUAUAUUCUGUCAAUAAAUUACUCAAAAAACAUCAGCUACUGGAGCAAGACAUAGCAAAUCACAGAGAAAAGGUUCAAGAUGUUCAAGAUGCCGCCCACGUGUUCAAAGAAGCAAAACAUUUUAUGAACAAAGAACUCCAGGCUAGAGCCAAAGCUGUUCAAGAAAAAUAUGAGUCAUUGUCGGAGCCAGCCACUAUCCGACGGGAUAACCUGGAAGAUGCCCUGCUGAUGUAUCAAUACUACAGAGAUGUGGAGGACGAGUUGUCAUGGAUACAGGAGAAACUUCCUGUUGCAGCCUCUACUGAUCUAGGAAACUCACUGAAUGCCGUCCAAAAUCUUAUGAAGAAACAUCAGGCCCUGGAAUCUGAAAUCAUUGCUCAUGAGCCUCUGAUUGACUCAGUAGCCACUGCUGCCCAGAGAAUGAUGCAGGCCAAACACUUUGCUUCUGACAACAUUAAAGCCCAGCUGGAUAAACUGCAGACAGAGCUUCAUCAACUCCAGGAAUUAACAAUGGAGCGCAAAUCUAAACUCCAAGCCUCGCUGGAAUCUCAAACGUUCUAUGCUGAGAUUUCGGUUGCUGAGUCUUGGAUGGACGAAAAAAUUCCUGUUUUGAAAAGUCCUGAGUAUGGAAAAGAUGAAGACAGUGUUCAGGUUAAUUUGAAAAAAAUGGACACCUUGGAGAGAGACAUUGAGAACUUUAGCAGUAAUAUUGCAGAGCUUGCUGCAUUAAGUAGGAGCUUAGUUGAAAAAGAGAAUUUUGACCUGGAGAAUAUAAAGAAACAUCAGGCAUCUGUAGAACAGAAGUACAGCACCCUGCAGGAUCUAGCCAGCCAGAGAAGAACCAAACUUCUGGAAACAAAGAAACUGUUUGAAUUCUACAGAGAGGCUGAUGAUGUCACUAACUGGAUAGCGGACAAGGUCGUCAUUGCAUCAUCAGAGGAUUACGGACAGGAUCUGGAGCAUGUGGAAGUUCUACAACAGAAGUUUGAGGAUUUCCUUCAUGAUUUAAAUAGUAGUGAAGAGAGAGUCACAAAUAUCAAUGUCAUGGCAACAGAGAUGAUAGAAGCCAAUCAUUUUGAAUCAGAAGCAAUCAAAAAGAAGUCUGAGGAGGUGACACAACAAUGGAGUGAACUGAAGGAGGUGGCCAAGGCCAGACAAGAGGCUCUUGCAGCAGCUAAGGAAGUACACAUGUAUGGACGUGAUGCAGAUGACACUCUGGACUGGAUUCAAGAGAAGGAGGGCUUAGUCAGUACAGAGGACUAUGGACAUGACCUGGAAUCUGUCCAGUCACUCAUCAGUAAACAUGAGGGCUUUGAGAGAGACCUAGCUGCCAUUAGUGAGCAAGUGGAGGCAAUCACCAAAGAAGCUGAGCGUUUGAUUGGUCAAUACCCAGAUGCUCAGGAACACAUUGCAGUCAAACAUGAGGAAAUGGUACAGUGUUGGAACAUCCUGGUGGAGAAAGCCUCCCAGAGGAAGGAGAAACUCCAGCAGGCUGACCAGUUACAGUUAUAUUUCAAUGACUACAGAGAGUUACAAGCCUGGAUAAGCGAGAUGAUGGCUAUCAUUCUGGCAGAAGAGAUUGCCAGAGAUCUCCCUAGUGCUGAACUGAUGAUGACAAGAUGUAAAGAACAUAAAGCAGAAAUAGACAGUCGACAGGAUGCUGUUAACAAGUUCCUAGAGACGGGAAAAGUCAUGAUCGAGAAUGGACACUUCCUGUCUGAAGAGAUAAAGGAGAAAGUGACAGACUUGAACACUGCUUGGGAAGCCUUAAUAAAAACAUUUGAGCAGUAUCGGGAACUUUGUGAACAGAAUCUAGAAGCUCAGCAAUUACAUCAUGAGAUGGAGCAGCUGGAGGCCUGGAUGAAUAUCCGUGAACCUCUGAUGAAGGAGAAGAACGUGGGAGAGAACAUUCAGGCUGUGGAGGAAUUACUCAGGCGACAGGACGACUUUGAAAAGACUGUGGACGCACAAUCAGAAAAAUUCAAUGCUAUUUGUCGGCGUACACAGCUGGAGAAGUCAUUAUUAGACCAGAAACAACAGCAGGCCUUAGCUGAGAAACAACAAAAAGAGAUUGAACGUAUGGAUGAAAUCAGAAAAAGAGAACAAGAGAGAAUCUUGGAGGAGAGAAAGAGAGAAGAAGAACAACGGAAAGCUAGGGAGGUGUUAUUGAGGAGGCAGAAGGGAGCUGAUUCCUCAGAAAGUGAUGAGGACAAAAAGGAUGACCGGUUAGACACUAGUACAGUCAAGAAUUUGAUUGGUCGAUCGACAAGCAGAGCAGAAGUGAAGCGUGCCAUCAGUUUCAAACAGAGAGGGGAGGGGGCCACCUCCCCACCUCCUGUGCUACAGAAAGCCUACGAGUUUCGACAAGGAGAAGGCAUUGUCAAUCCAAAUGAAAAUGUUACACCUACAGACAAUGAAACCGUUACCCCUACAGAGGAGGAUGCUCCACAUUUACCAGAAAUGCCACCUCCAGAAAUUCAAGUUGCACCCGCUACCCCUACUACUAGUGAUUUACAUAAAAAGGAGAAAUUAUCUCCCCCUGUUAGUCCAAAACAAAAACGUGUGGAACAUUUAAAAGAUGAUGAUAAAAAGAAAAAGAGAACUCCUAGUUUCAAUUUAAGGAGAAGAACGAGGAGUUUUAAGGACAAGUACAGACUUCCAGAUAAUUUACCUACUCCAGAUUUUGAGGGCUUAGUGGAAAGGAAAGUGGAAUUGCAGAGCGGAGGAAAACGGGCUACAAUACGAUCUUGGAAGAAUUAUUACAUGGUUUUAUAUGGACAGAUUCUAGUUUUCUACAAAGAUAAAGAAGCUGCCAUGGAGAAGAUUCCAGCUGCCCCUCCUGUGUUCAUCCAUAAUGCCUACUGUGACGUAGCCUCAGAUUACCAUAAAAAGAAGCAUGUCCUCCGUCUAAAAAGUGCAGAUGGAGCUGAAUCGUUACUGGAGGCAGCAUCUGCAUCUGACAUGAAGGAAUGGAUCAGCAAAAUCCAACAUUACGCAGUUCAAACUCCAUCCCAUGCUGACCUGGAAUUUUUUCAUAGUUCCGAACAACCGCCUGAGGAUAGCGCGGUUGACGAUGGAGCACAAGCACCUGAUGAGCACCAUGCAGCUGUUCUACAUAGAUCAUCAAGUCCAGAAGGUGAGAGGGGACGUAGUGUGUCUCCCAUGGCAGCACACCGAGAAUCUCAGGAAAUCCGUGAGGAAGAGAUGGACAGGAUUAUGGCCAGUAAACACUGGUCCCCAGACAGAGGGUCAGCCAUCCCUCCUCAUGCCACAGGUGCCCAAAACGACAGUGUGCAGCGAUCAGGCAGCUUCCAAGCUGAAAAUAACGCCACUCCAGUACGGCAGCGGACAAGCAGUGCAGGCAGUCAUCAUUCUUCGGGUGAAGAGGAGCAUGAUCCUUCACCCGUAUCCUCCCCACACAAUGGGGGUCACAGAGGAAUGAAUGGAGAUGAGGAUCAGUUCACUGAUGACAUUAAGAAGAGGACUAAAGCUUCCCCUAAAAAGGACCGCCCCAUGUCAGAACCUGCGAUGAUGAUGGAAGAUCAUGAUGGGGGAGACCAUGAGAAGAAAAAGAAGGGUCUCUUUAGUCGGUUUAAGAAAAAGAAGGAUGGAGAUCACGAGGAACAUAAAAAACACAAGAAAGACAAAAAAGCCGAGGCUCAUUAGUUCCAUUGAUGGAAAAAAAAAACAAAACAGCCAUGUCCUUCAGUUCUGAAUCCCAGGAUCAAAGAGUUGAGAAGCUAAAAUGGAGCUGCCACUUACUUAAGGGAAAAAAAACUUAUUAGGAAUCUGUUAUAUUUAUAGGAAAUUGAGAUUUACAAGUACUUGUUGGUGAAUCAUAUACCUCUAUAUUCUUAUGUAAGUAUUCUCUUAAUUAUGAUGCAAGCCAAAUAGACGAAGUAAAAUUGGAAACAAAAUCCAAAUUAUACUUAACACUAUCCAUCCAAGUGAUUUUGUCAUAGUUGCCAAUACAGUGUACUUGUUACCAACUGUAACAAUAUUUACUGAGCUGUAUAGAACAUUACACCUUUUGUUAACGGAGAUCUCGUAUAUGCUGUAUCUGUGAUUGUUGACGUAAAGGUUAAAUUUGAUUCACUUUGUUGUUGAUCUUUAAUGGACCACACAUAUACCUUUGUUUAUGCUUUUUUUUGUAUGUUUUAUAUAUAAAUAUAUAUUUAAGAUGUUGUUUUGUAUGGGCAUAGAUAUGGCUUACAUAACAAGCUAUAUAUGUUGACUCUCUGCAGCUAUACAUUUCAUUAUUGAUUCUCUGUAACCAGUGAUUAUCAUAAACAGUUUCAGUAAGUGUAUGUACUGUAUAUAUAGAAACUGGUGUUAUUUUGUGCAUUCUAAAGUUUGUAGGCAAUUACCAUACUGAUUUAUUAUUCAAUACAGUGUUUUGCAGAAUUAACAUAAGAAUGUACAUUUUGGAGAGUUUCAUGUUAAAUAGUUUGGUUGUAUCAUUCAGGUCUGGAACUUUUUAAAAAUCAAAUUGCAGUUUUUUCUUCUGUUUUUCUUUAUAUACCCAGAAUAUAGUGCUUCCUUUUGUAGAAUUAUUGUUUUUUGUACCAAGCAUUGUUAAGAUUUAUGCAAAAUUUUGCAAUUGAUUGUUUUCUUCUUUUAAGAUAUUUUAAGAUUAAAAAUACAUUUAUAUUAUUUGGACAUGAGAAAAUAUAGCAGCAAUAGUCCUGCUGAUGUCUGUAUAUCAUUUUUGUCUCCACAUUUUGUCAAAGUGCUUCCUGUUAAUGCCGUGAUCAAAACUGUUGACUUCCAGAAACACUUUGUCAGGUUUACACAGUUGUGAUAGUGAUGUAAAAUUUCUCUGGUCAAAAUAUUUUAGAUUAGACCGUAAAUUACAUUUUCUUAUAAAAUAAGUGCAAUGAAAAGUAAAGAUCUGAUCUUUUUUGUGCCCAUUUUCCUGACUACAAAUGUAAUCAAAAUACUCGCUGUUUAUCUCUUGUUAUUUGAAAAUUUGGCUUUUGCGGGAAAUGCUGUAUAAUUGUAAAUAUCAUAGCCAAGAGCAAUAAAGUUAGGCACAUUUUCAUUGAUUAGUAUAUACCUUGGGAUGUAAAAAGUGGAAUCAUAUCUUGUAAAUAUACUGAAUUGAAAGAGAUGUUUAAAGAGAUUGUCAAAUUAUGAAAAGGUUCUAAUUGUGCCAAUGGUAUACAAGUUUGUUUUUAGAUAAGACAAAGUGUUAAAUGUUCAGCAGCUGUAGAGUAUACCUGUAUGAUAACAGUUUAAUAUAGAAAUUCAGAGCACAAUUUUCCUUCUCAUGACAAAUGUUCAUCAAUGUUUGCUUCAGUAGUGUAGAUGUAUAUCAUUGAUCACACUAACAUCAAUUAUUUUUAUUUUCAAAUAUAUAUUGUAUUAAAAAAUAUAAAUAUUUAUAUUAAAAUAAUGAAUCAGUAAA
This is a messenger RNA of Saccostrea echinata, 14374 nucleotides long. Its product is annotated as spectrin beta chain, non-erythrocytic 5-like. The record is from RefSeq and is a predicted model, not a curated record. The transcript has 84 exons. Lineage: Eukaryota; Metazoa; Mollusca; Bivalvia; Ostreida; Ostreidae. Gene Ontology annotation, molecular function: actin filament binding; phospholipid binding. Bases 235 to 12633 code for a protein of 4132 amino acids. Gene Ontology annotation, biological process: actin cytoskeleton organization. Gene Ontology annotation, cellular component: plasma membrane; cortical actin cytoskeleton; cell projection.